Molecule: messenger RNA, 408 nt
Organism: Brenthis ino (lesser marbled fritillary)
Lineage: Eukaryota; Metazoa; Arthropoda; Insecta; Lepidoptera; Nymphalidae
Source: the annotation of a GenBank genome assembly
AUGUCUAAAAGAGAAAUGAGUAUUGGUAGCCGUAAAAAUAAAACUCGUAGUGCACGCUCAGGCCUUACAUUUCCUGUGGGCAGGAUUCACAGAAUCCUUCGUAACGGUAAAUUUGCGCCUCGAGUCGGUUGCGGUGCCGCGGUUUACCUUGCGGCUGUUUUGGAAUAUCUCUCUGCGGAAAUUUUAGAGCUAGCUGCAAAAGCUGCUGAGGAUAAUGGCAGAUCGAGAAUAUCACCCAGGCAUAUAAUGUUGGCAAUUAGCAAUGAUGAUGAACUUGACAAAAUGUUACAUGGUGUGACAAUAGCACAAGGAGGAGUUAUGCCCAAGAUAUUGCAUCAGUUACUACCUAUAAAGACAGGGAAGAAAGGCCAUGGCAUUGAUAAAAAUAAUGGUUUUUCACAAGAAUAU